Molecule: messenger RNA, 11092 nt
Organism: Porites evermanni
Lineage: Eukaryota; Metazoa; Cnidaria; Anthozoa; Scleractinia; Poritidae
Source: the annotation of a GenBank genome assembly
AUGCUGUCAGUUAGUGCCGCAGGUUUGUUGUGCAGUGGCAUGAACAUUCCAGACCCCUCUGACAGGUGAUUUUUUAUCAUGAGAAAAAAGAUGCAAUGUUUGUCAAUACACAUACACUGAAGGAAUCUUAUGAAUCCCAGAAUCAACCCUAAAAAGUAUUAUUUUUAUGUCUGAAGUUUUUUCAGGUCAAUACUUCUUCCUUGUUUUUGCAAAGAGGGUAAAUAGGCAGAAUCAAAUCCUCCUUACUUGCAACCAACAUUGUUUCACAGAUUGUGCCCUGUAACUGUACUCAGACUGUGUACUGUUUAGGCACACCUUUGAGUGAAUGCAGCAUUUGUUUAAAGUUCCUAACAAUCUUAUGGUAAGAGCAAAGGCAAAGUCUAGAUUUUAACCAGUCAUAUUUCUUUUUUGGGGGAAACUUACAGUUAUUUCAGUGAUGUUUACUGAAUUUUAGUGCUUGAAGAGAAAAAGUGUCUGAACAAUUUGUGUCUGAGUAAAAAAAGAAUAAUUAUUAUUGUGUUGCAGCAAAAUUGAAUGAUAGCAAUAAGUCGAGAGACAGCUGUACUCAGAUGCUAUAGUCCUUUUUUGGCCAUUAUAUUUUCUGCCUUAAGUUUUUGGUACUUCAAUGUAAAAUUGAUUAGUCCCUCAUGCUCUGAUUGUUCUGGUUUUUGAUCAACAGCCUCGCUUUUAGAACUGUGGAGAUUCUCUGGAAUUUGCUAGAAUUUGGCUCUAAACAGGAGGUAAGAGUACAUUAUUUUAAUGGGAAAAGUUAUGUUUAACUUUGCAAGGUGAGAGAAGCUAGGAAUUCCUCACAUAAGCACAGAAUAACAGGCUACAUGUGGACUCUUGGAGACUGAAAUUAAAAAGAAAUAAACUUAGAUUUUUGUAGUGUGUAAGUGCAUUAUGGUAAUUCAUUUUUUGAAACACCUUGUCUUAUUCUCUGUCAGGUUGCUAAUCAACUGAACUGUAAAGAGUGUAUCAGGUUUGUUACUCAAAUAUCAUGUCAGUCACACUUUAGGAUUUUAUCCACAGACUCAAAAGUUAGAACCACCUUGUACAGCAUAAACAAUAUUAUAAGAAACUACUGCUCUGUAGCUUUCAUGUGAAUGGUCACACUUUAGGAUUUACAAGACUACAUCAUUUACUCUGGGGAUUAAAGGUUAAACCAGAACGAACUGGAACUAACUGCGCUUAAAAGGCACCCUUGGAAUAAUAUUUUUACAAGCAGAUAUUUUCAACAACAUUUUCACACCAGCUACUAUUUUUCCAAGUGCAAGCUAGUUUCAUUUUUGUUUCUAGUCAUAUAUGUUUGAAGUUUUAUCAAAAUGUUUUUGCUUCCGUUUCAGUGCAUUAAAAGAUGCCUUUAUCAAACAAAUCAGAGAUGGUUACAGUCUUGCUGACAGACAAUUGAGGUAACACGACUGUAGUGUUAGACUAUGACUCAAUAUGUCUCCACAUCCUCGAAUGGUUUAAGGUGCAAUAGUGCAAGCGGGUAAUAAGGUCUGUCUUCAGGUAGUAACGGCGCCUUCACAAGCAAUUGCCAUUGGUUAUUUGUUGACCUCAUUUUUGCACUCAUGAAGACAAAGCCAGGUUUAACUGUCUCAUCUGUAGUUUCUAACAGCUAAUGUUUACCAGUAUUAAACCCUUUUACUACUGAGGUGACCAUGGCAAAAGUGCAAAAAAAAUUCCAAAUUUUAUUUUGUAAAAUUUAUGAUGGACAAACCAAUAACACCAUGAAAAGAACACCACUGAAGAGGUUUCAUUUGAAUGGUCAUACUUUAGGAUUUUGUCUGUAGACUUGAAAGUUAGUACCACUUACUAAAUAAAUAGUACUAUAAUUAUGAAAGUACUGCUUAGUCGUGUUAUUUGUUAAUCACGAAAUGGUCAAACUUUAGGACUUCACGUGCAGACUAAAAAUUGAAAAUAAAUACCUUAACCUAACUAUAGUUGUAACAGUCAUCAUCAAUAAAUGGUCAUUAUAUGUGAGAUCUGUUUGUUUUGUUUGCAGAAACGAUCUGUUAGUAAUUUCAUCACUGGUUGUGUCACUUUGUCCAACAUCUCCUUUUUUGGUAGGUUGGUGAACUACAUUGGCAGCAGUUGAAAGCUAAAUAUUAGGGAGUGUAAGCAACGAUGUUUUUGAGCCCCACACGUCAACCGGAAGUGGAGUUUUUACGCUCUUAGUCCGUGAUUUUGAACAAAUUCUGGGGCAAAUCGUCUCUUUAAGAGUAAAGACCCUUAGCAACACAAAUUUGGUAGCGUCAAGGCAUGUUAAAAUGGAAAAAAAGACUCAGUUCCGGUUGACGUGCGUUGCUCAAAAACAUUGCUGCUUAAACUCCUUAUUGCUACUAAAUGAGAACAGCUCUUAUUCAGUUCAUGUGACUUCUUUAUAAUUCUUAUUGUCAAAAAGUCUUUGUAAUUAUUAUUUGAUAUGGCUACAAGAUAGAGGACUGUGCUCUAGCAGUACCCAGUCUCCCCCUGGUAACUUAAAUACUUUGCCUCUUGGUAACAAAAAGGUGCAGUCUUUUUCGCCCUUUUGGGUUCCCGCAAUUUUGUUAGAGUUCAGCCUUCCUUCAGUUCAUUAGUGGGCAUUAACUUGUAAAUUACCGUGUCAGUAUACAUGGCAAUACAUGGCUAUACAUGGCUAUGACAGAACGCGGACUUACAGCUGUUCACCCUAAUGUAAAAUAAGUCAAUCAACAGGUAUGGCUACCGACUUCUGAGUCCAGUUGCUGUCAGAUAUGGUUUAUGAGAACACAACGUACACAAGGCCAUCUAAACUUUGUAACAAAUUCGUCCAGUUCAAAGCCUUAUGUUUCCUCUUUGCUUUGUAAUAUAUCCCAUCCCUAAUGUUUUAAACUCUGAUUGUUGCAUCACAUGUAAAAUCGCUUGGCUUAAUAAGGACAUUUUUAUUGUUUUUCAGGAAACUGGGUUUACAAGGCUGAUAGUUGUGCUGGCGACUUUCACAGAGGGUAAUAAUUUUAAUAUGCAUGCAGGGUUCUAUCUAGGAUUUAUCGUUUUGGGGAGAUGUCCCGAGUGGCCGAUAUCUUCCUAGUGGGGUCCAGGGGCAUGCCCCCGGAAAUUUUUUGAAAUGAAUAUGCGCUGAGAUGCAAUCUGGUGCAUUUUGAGACACAAUCUUGAGAAAUAUUACAGUGUGUGCACUGACCUCGUGGCAUCUGGAUAAUUUUUCCGAUAUAGUUACUUAUAUACUGUAAUGAUAACAAUCUUUUUGGGGGGAAGCUGGGCAUUUUGGAGGGAAGCNGCAUUUUGAGACACAAUCUUGAGAAAUAUUACAGUGUGUGCACUGACCUCGUGGCAUCUGGAUAAUUUUUCCGAUAUAGUUACUUAUAUACUGUAAUGAUAACAAUCUUUUUGGGGGGAAGCUGGGCAUUUCGGGGGGAAGCUUUUACUUCUCAAAUACCCUACAUACCCACUGUAGAACCCGGGUAUGUGCACAUUAUAAGUGACUUCAUUCACAGGAGAAAAAAUCUUCUCUUAAAGCUUGAUCAAAAGUGCUGCAAGAAAGUUCUUCUUAGAUAACACUAAUAUAAAUGUUACAGAUUUCACAGCAUACUUAGUUAAAAGGUGUAAAUGAUUUGUAAGUACAUUCCUUUACUUUUGAAAGAUCUGGCAGAGAUUUCAGUGAUGUCAUCAACAUGAAUGUAGCCGAAAGGAAAAUUGUUUCAAGCGUCUUGACAAACCACUGUUCCAGUUUUUUGUUCUUCUUCCAGUUUGUCUGGAAGGAAAAUCUUGACACAGGAUGUUUUUGAUGCAUUUUAUAAAUCUUUGUUUUUAUACUUGUCUGUUUCUUCCAGUUAAAAGCCAUCAUGAACUGGUUAGAAGUCUGAAACUCGACCAGGUAAUGAAAUUGACUGAAUAUGAUUAUUUUUCGUUUCUCUUAGUGCACUGUAUCUCUGAAAAUACUUCACCGCUUGUAAGAUAAAAUGUUUAUUUCAAACUUCAGUCAAAAUAGGGGUCCUUAUUUAAUUCAGGGCGUUGUCGGGGGCUAUCAGAAACUUUUAUUUGGCAGGAAAUGUGGUAGCGGAAGAAAGAGAUCAUGGACUAUUAACAAAGAAUUAAUGGUGGUGUAGUAAAAGUUUAAUUUGUAUCUGAGAAAGCGAAGGGAGAUAAGAGGGCGCCUAUUCAAAACGUGGGGGCACUAACCAUUUGUUUGGGGAAGACGCUUAUUAGAGUAUGGUUUGUCAUUCAAGGCAUUGUGGUACUAUGGAGUUUUCAUAUUAGUCAAUGUAGGAAAAAAUAAUUUUUUCAGGUAUAGACCGAAGCAUUUCCUGAGAGGUUAUUCCUGGUUUCUGAUGUACGAAAAAAAUAUCUAUCAGUGCGGUACAAAAAAUCAACCGUCCCCUAAAUCAAACCGUUCCACUACCCGACGUUAUUGCCUCGUCUUUAGUCAGGAGUGCUAGAAUUGACAUUCAGUCUCUCUGAACUUUUUGUAGUAACACAUAUUCCCUUGAACAGCUGCCUGUUAUUGAAGAUGGUUGUGUUAAGUUUUCUGCUAAUCAUGAACACACAAGGCUGUUCAAAUUAAAAUUAACAGGGGAUUUGUAGUCAUAAAUAUCUAAGUACAUGUAUGGUGUUUUCUUUUUCUUUCUGGUAGAGUCAUGAGGAUUUUGAAUUCAAGAAACUACUGAUGAACGCUUUAGUGUUACUAAGCUCAGAUUCAGCCAGCUUUCAGGUACAUCAGCUUCACUUGAUGCAUGGACGAUAACAAGAUGUGAAAAUCUACAGUGUUUUGUAAUUCAUGACCUUUUUUUUCACUCUGAAAACAGUUGAGUUCGUUACUGAGGCAUUGAUCCUAGCCUUGUGUCUAAAGCAUGAAAGCGUCAUGGCUGGUUCCGUUGCGGAAAUUAGGUCCUCUUAUACGAAGGGAAAAUGUGACGCAUCUUAUACAUGAGUCACUUUCUCAAAUACCAUUAAUGCGAGCACAGAAUGGAAAUUAUCAGUUCCUUUUUUUUUCUUUCAUUUUUAUAGAUUUUUUCAGAGGGCAGAGUCAUUCUUUCACUGUUCUCGUUUGUGAGAGCAAACGAUAGUUCUUCAGCGGUCGAAUGGUCUCCCGCACAGUUUGAAGAAUUGCAGCUGCAGGUAAAUAUUUCCUUACGCCUACAAUCGGCGACAAAAUUGUUGAGACAUUGUACUCAAAUAGGGUAAAUUCAGAGAACAUAAGAAUCCACACCCCUCCCCUGUCCCCUCAAUUCAAAGUUGGGAUGUUUCUUGUUUUCUUAAGGUAGUUUGAACAGUGGUACAACAUUGAAUGGAGGGGAUGGGAGAGGAAAAGCUAUCUUUUCCCCUUUUGAAGUCAGGAAAACGUCAAAAAGUCCGUUAAGGGCGAAGUGUCUCAACUCAUUUUGUCGUCGAUUGUAGAUAUUACAAUAAACGUUUGUAAAUAUUGCGUUUUAAAAAGACUCAAGAAUAGUUUCGAGAUUGUGCGGUUAUGUAUUGUUAUGCAUUUAUGCUUCACCAUUUAUAAGAAAAAACGCUCUGAACGGACGAGAACGGCUUUAAAAGUGGCAAGGUUAAAUUCUCAGUUACAGUGGAAUAAGACCUGACAUAUAAAUUAUGUUCAGUUUGAAAAGCAACAGAUUUUUAGGAGAACCUAGCUUGGCUAUAAAUUAGUUGAAAAAUCUCCCGCUGCUUUCGGUUUAAAAUGGAAAGGAGGGACAAAGUUCGAGGAUUGUCAACUUAUCUUGAAAAGCUUGUAACCAGAAAGAGCCCCUCCUUGGAGUUAUCAGUGACAUUUUGACAAUUGGUGAACGCUUGUUGUAUUUGGCGAAAAUAUCUCGCUGGACAGAUCAAAACGCCCCAAAAACCAAGUCAACAUUUCACAUGAACGCACUGAUUUUCCCGCCCUUGACGCCGAACAAGGCAGCACAAUUUUCACUUGUACGCGUGGGUUUUUCCUGCGUUUGGCGCUAACUACAUGUAUUUUGGUCGUAUUCUGGUUAUUUGGNGGACAAAGUUCGAGGAUUGUCAACUUAUCUUGAAAAGCUUGUAACCAGAAAGAGCCCCUCCUUGGAGUUAUCAGUGACAUUUUGACAAUUGGUGAACGCUUGUUGUAUUUGGCGAAAAUAUCUCGCUGGACCGAUCGUAACGCCUCAAAAACCAAGUCAACAUUUCACAUGAACGCACUGAUUUUCCCGUCCUUGACGCUGACUACGUGUACUUUGGCCGUGUUCUGAUUGGCUUAUUUGGAUGUAAUAAACUGAAAGGCCAAACAGAACGCCGAACAAGGCAGCACAAUUUUCACUUGUACGCGUGGGUUUUUCCUGCGUUUGGCGUUAACUACAUGUAUUUUGGUCGCGCUCUGGUUAAAAAAGAAAAUUCUGGUUUGAUGUAGUUUAACGUUUUACUACCAUGGAUGAUGUUUGUCUUCAGGCUCUUGAUACACUGAGUGCUGUGGCUCCGCUUUGCUUGGAUGAUUACAUGACUUGUCAGAGUAACACAAGGUUACUGAUGCUCUUAGAGUGGUGUGUUGGACAAGGUAAACUGAGCACCAUUAUUCUCCAGUUAUUAUUUGCCUAGUAAACACCAUAGAAUGUACUUCACCAGUAUCAACCAAAGAAUGUACUCAUGACUUAGCACAGAGAUAUUCCCCACGGGAGAGUGGAUACAAGCUCUGGGUGCAGCGAUUUCUGGGACAGUAUGGAUGGACAAGUGUUAAUUAUGAUUGGUCGAUGGUAUCCAAGGCAACCACCAGCCAAUCACAAGUAACACUUGUCCACCGAAACGACCUCAGAAAUCGUUGUUCCGAGAACUUGUAUCCAUCCCACCUUAUAGUUUCUGGAAUGGGGAAUACGAGGCUCAUUUCAUUUGAAAAAAAAAAUACGGUCUUUUAACGAACUUCACCCAUAGACCUGAAGACUAAUUUACUUAACAUCAAAUCAAACGUAUACUUUGAUUCGGAUCAAGAUAUUAGUGAAGAUCCCUUGAAAUAUCUGACUAGGAAACUUCUGUCAAGCUAGUGUAGUCAUAGACGAAUUAUUCCUUUUUAAUUUUUCGUAUAUUUUUUCCCUCGCUCGUAGCUGACUAUGGUGGUCAUGGCAACAGUUUCCAUGGUAGCGGUGGUCGAGGCAACAAGCGUUCCCAGAUGCGGUUUUGUCUGCGGCUUAUUAGAAGCAUGGUAUCUGUGGGUGAUGAUGCCUUGAACCAGGACCUUGUUGAUCAGGGAGCAAUCGGUCAAGUUGUUGGUAAGUUGCAGUUUUACUCAGGUAAGAUAUUUUUAUAGCUUACAAGAUAACUUGGGCAUCAUAGCACUUUGGGAAAUGAAUCGGGGAAACUGCCCUUUCCGAAAAGGGGGACGGAAUUCUCUGGGUUACAAAACCUGUUGUUCUGUUGUAUUGUAAGGUGGUUUAGAUAUUGUUAGUGUCUUUUGAGUCCGUUGUAUCACAGUACGUCAUUUGUUGAUCUCAGUCGCCAUCCACGACACCAAUGGAUUGGUGCACACUUUCCAUGAUCAUAGUGAAAAGUCAGGGGGAAUCCCAUUCUUUUUCAUAGUCAAGGAAUUUUGAAAACGUAACGGGAAAUCUUAGUCCUGGGCAGAGUUAUUAAAAAAUCAGGGAAUCUUUUGUUCAUGUCGCCAUAUUUUAGAUUCGUGAAGCCCAAAGAAAAAACAAAGAAACAAAAAAGCAGCAACAACUGAAAGUCCUGAAAAGUGAAUAGUCCAACCUAUAUAAUUUAAGCGAUUGAAAAUGAAGACAUGAGUAUUAACGGUCUGUAAAAGAAUCUGAUGAAAACUGAACGUCAAAUCAAGGUCGGUGAAAAUUGUUUGGAUGUCAGGGAACUUUUUUAUAAACAUGCACUUUUUGCGCUUGCGAAGCGUAAUGUCUUAACAAAUCAGUGUUUGUCUCUCUGUAUAGGGAUUCUUCUAAACGCCAGCACGAGCCCUGAUGAAAAUGAUAGCAUUGAUGUUGAACUGCAGUGUGAUAUGCUGUUUAUUGUGUCUUCCCUGUGUGAAGUAGACACGCAUAGAAAGGUAAGACGAAGCUUGUAGUAAUAGAUAAAGUUGUUGUAAAUACAGGUGCGGAAAGGACUGAACUCAACUUCCGGUGCUUAAUUUUCCACUCUGUUAUUGGUUAAUUCAGUUUCCAGAUCUGCGGGCGCCGUUGUCACUGGCGUCUCUUUUGUCUUUGCUAAAUCCGCCUACUGUUAGUGCAACUCCUCAUACCACUUGGUAAGGCCCACACUGUAAGGACCUACCUACCCAGUGCCAGCCAGCAAUUGUAUCAUAUAUUGAUUGGCUUCAUCCCUGGGUACAGCCCUUUUAUAUGUCUUACCCCAUUGACGUUUCUCUAUUAUGUUCCCGGGGGGAAGGGGGCUACUUCCUAUAAUGGCCUGUUCAGAGGCCCCGCACGGUGGGGGUACCCCAAGGACAGGGAAAUCUCUCAUUUCGGUCUGUAAAAAGACCCAGAAGAGUCUUCUGUCAAAAAUGGUACAUAAACGGGUAAAGGGUUGGACUCGGGGCGGACCCUACUCGUGUAAAACUUCGUUUAGUACCAGGGAAUCAUGUUGCCUUGUACAUCAUUUCUCUUGCAUGAGCGCAGUAUGGAAGGUAGAUCAGUUCCCUUUUUCAUUGAUUCGUUACACCCUAGGGACUAUAUAUGUUUUUCACGGCAUGCAUUAUUAGCUAGCAACAUAAAUUGGGGGCGGACAGUUAGUCUAGACAGUUAGUCUAGUUAGCGAGUCAAGAGUCGAGUGCACGUUUGUUCUUCGGCGGAUUUCAAAUUACUGUAUUUUGUGAUUGUCCUGCUUUUCUACCACGGGGAAAUUUUUGAAAGUUUUCUUAGCUACGCUUUCUUCUAUCUUUCGCGUCUUUUUACCGUUUGUUGCACUUUUGUGAAACUUAAUUAUUUAAAUCUUUUGUUUUCGUCUUUUUCUUUAACUAGUCAAACCGUUAGAUGUUUUCAUUCAAUAAAAGAUAACGGGUUUGAAGUACCCUUACGAUCUCACACUAACUAUUGUUGCAGGAACUGUUUGGUUCCCAAGGUGUUCAGGUGUUAGUUGAGUAUCUAAAGAGAGAUCCUGACAAGAUUAACAGUCCCUUAGGACACCAUCGGCUUCUUCUCUCUGCGGUGGACUGCGUCUGGUGAGAAGCUGAAAGUACUUUACUGAUAGUUUUUAGUUUGUCUGAAUAUUUUUUCUUCCACAAGCCAUGUUUAUUUAAAAAAAAAAAAACUCUUACAGCUCAUGCAAUCAAAGACAGAGGAAAAGACAACCCAUUUAUUUAUACAGAAGAAAACAAACUUUUCAUGAUAGCAUUUGACCUAAUCUUUAAAACCCUCUAAUCGUAGUUAACGGACAACUUUGAGGACAACAUUUGCCAGGCCAUUGUUUGAUUUUAAAAGCCGCUAGAUAUUGGCUUCUCAUCUUCGGCAGUGAACAAAUCUGCGUGUUUCGUGGAUCAGCUUCACUUUAUAACGUCAAGAAGGAAGCACCGUUUCUAACAUGAUUUUUGUGGUUCGAAUUUUUCUUUCGUUGAAAACCUGUUAUCCAGUUGAAUUCCUCUGUUUCUUUGUCUCAGAUUAUGACAAGAGAUAUGACACAGAGGAAAAUAGAAACUAAUUGCUUGAAAAAUUUCGAACCUGUGCAAUAUGCAUGAUCGUUAAGAUUCGCCUACAGCUGGUUUACUCUUUGGGUUCUUAUAUAUCGUAAAUAUUGUUUUCCUUCAGGUCUGCGGUACUGGGAUGCUAUUUGACCGAACAGCUCUUCCUUGAGAACGAUGGAAUAUUCCAUCUUAUGGAUUUAUUGGAGGUCAUUAUUGAGAAAGUUUGUUUGUUGGCAUAAGACUAGCCAGGUGCUUCGUAAACGUUUUACAACCUUCGGCGACUGGAAAGCAUGGUUUAAAAGCCUAUCAUUAAUCUCACGCUAAGAUUCCUCGCGCGCGUUUAAAACACUUGCAAAAUGUCCUUAUUUAGGAUCUUACAAGUUAUGAAUGUAGAUGAAGAUGAAAACGUCUGUCUCAGAGAUUGCGUGUUGGUUACACGGGACGAUUCGCAACGACGAUUUUUAGCGCAAUAAGACUUCGUAAUGUGGGAACAAUGUUGAGACCAUCCUAGACAACAUUGCAACAAUGUUGUAAUGCUUUGUUGCGCUAAAAAUCGUCGUUGCGUAUCGCUCCGUGUACCAUCACCUUUAAAAUUGCGAUAGCUUUGUAACUAAGAACAUGCACUUUCAUUACUAAUUCCACAGCCACUCAGUAAAAAAUCACUUUGCCAAUCACAGUGUUUGCAAUGCAACAUGCAACAUGUAAUUCUCAUUUUCGGAGACUGUUGUCGAUAAUAAUCACAGGGCAUCCGCUGUAGGGAAGUGUCCUCAAAGCUCAAGUUAUGUACAGGUUUUUAAGCCAUUUGUGAAAGACGUUAAUUUAAAUCAGAAUUGAUUUGGUAUAUAUUAACUUUGUCUACAGAUCUGUCCCCUCACAAUGCAAAACUUGGUGUUAGGAUGCCUGGUAGAUUUAUGUGAAAAUGUUAAGGUAACUGAAUUAACUCCUUAGUUUGGUCAUUUGAAUGAUUGAUCAAAAGACGUUUAAACUGUUGCAAGGUUCUUUUUUUUCUUAGUUGUUACAAGCUUUAAAAAUCUCUACAAGGCUUUACUUCCACAUUAAAGAAACACAAAUCUUGAACUAUACCAACGGUCUUAAAGUUCGACUUGAAUUUGCGCAACUGUACGAGGAAUCUCCUUGUUGAAAUAACCAUAAUAGCUGUGGUCACACUACAGACUUUUUACCUAGGUAAACACGACUUGUUGACAGUUUACCUAGGGAAACCUGAUUUUUUUAAGUGUGACCGAUUUUCCCUAGGUAACUUACCUCGGGGAAAUUUUAUCUUCUGGGUCUUGGAUAUGUCUCGAAAACAAUAGAGAUUACCUUGAAAGUUGUAAAGUUGGAACUAAAAGUAAAUUUCAUCUUGCAUUUUCGAUUUUCCUGAGGAAUUUUUUGGUAUCAAAAAAGUAUAUUUUUUGUGGACUGGUAAAUUAUAUUCUGUUCAGGAGCUUUUUUAUCGAUCAUACCUACGUUGUCUGGAUCUUUUCAGGCCCUCGCGCAUGUGCAGUCGUGGAGAGGGAAGAAGCAGAUUUCAGCUGGUAA